This is a messenger RNA of Jaculus jaculus (lesser Egyptian jerboa), 3688 nucleotides long. RefSeq names its product BUB1 mitotic checkpoint serine/threonine kinase B (gene Bub1b). The record is from RefSeq and is a predicted model, not a curated record. The coding region runs from base 215 to 3397 and encodes 1060 amino acids. NCBI's taxonomy places the organism in Eukaryota, Metazoa, Chordata, Mammalia, Rodentia, Dipodidae. Gene Ontology annotation, biological process: protein phosphorylation; meiotic sister chromatid cohesion, centromeric; mitotic spindle assembly checkpoint signaling. Gene Ontology annotation, molecular function: ATP binding; protein kinase activity. The transcript is spliced from 23 exons.
UCUUCCGCGCGGGACCGUUAAAUUUGAACCUUGGCGGAUUUAGUCAUGAGGGUGUGAGGUGGUGGGUCUGGAAGGAGUUUGGGGUGCGCUUUUGUGUCGUUAGCUAGCACCCGGGGUUCCUUUCGAUAGAUUUAGCCGGUUGAAGGAGGAAGAGGAGGCCGUCGGAGUUCUUGAGAGUUCCUCCCCGGGCAAGAGCAGGAAGCGGGAAUGCAGGAUGGCGGCGGCCAGGGAAGCGUCCUCUGGGAGUGAAGUCACAUCUCUGGAAGGAGACGAGUGGGAGCUGAGUAAAGAAAAUGUACAACCCUUAAGGCAUGGGCGGAUCAUGUCCACGCUUCAGGGAGCUUUGGCACAGCAAGAGUCAGCUUGUAACACCGCUCUCCAGCAGCAGAAACGGGCAUUUGAAUCUGAAAUUCGCUUUUACACUGGCAAUGACCCUCUGGAUGUCUGGGAUAGGUACAUUAGCUGGACAGAGCAGAACUAUCCUCAAGGGGGUAAGGAGAGUAACAUGUCAACAUUAUUGGAAAGAGCCAUAGAAGCACUACAAGGAGAAAAACGUUAUUAUAGCGAUCCUCGAUUUCUCAGUCUUUGGCUCAAAUUGGGACAUUUGUGCAAUGAGCCUUUGGAUAUGUACAGUUAUUUACACAACCAAGGGAUUGGUGUUUCACUUGCUCAGUUCUAUAUCUCAUGGGCUGAAGAAUAUGAAGCUAGAGAAAACUUUAAGAGAGCAGAUACAGUGUUUCAAGAAGGAAUUCAACGGAAGGCUGAACCACUAGAAAGACUGCAGUCCCAGCACCGACAGUUCCAGGCUCGAGUAUCUCGACAAGCUCUCUUGGCACUGGAGAAUGAAGAGGAAGAGGAAGCUUCUGGAUCUUCUGACCCACAACGAAGCACACUAGCUGAAUUAAAGAGCAAAGGGAAAAAAACAGCCAGAGUUCCCAUUAGCCGUGUAGGAGGUGCUCUCAAGGCUCCAGGUCAGAGCAGAGGAUUGCAAAAUCCAGUUCCUCAGCAGAUACAAAGCAAUCGUAAAAUUACUGUUUUUGAUGAAAAUGCUGAUAAAAGUUUUACAGCAGAGUUUUCUAAGCCUACACUUCAGCCAUGGAUGGCACCUCCUAUCCCAAGGGCCAAAGAAAAUGAGCUGCAAGCAGGCCCUUGGAACACAGACAGGCCCUUGGAAUACAGGCCUCAUGGCAAUCCAAUUUCUGUGACAACCAUACCCCCUGUGCUUCCCAGUUUUACUCCAUAUGUGGAAGAGACUGCUCAACAUCCAGUUAUGACACCAUGUAAAAUUGAACCUAGUAUAAACCACAUUCUAAGCACCAGAAAGCCUGGAAAGGAAGAAGGAGAUCCCCUGCAAAGGGUUCAAAGUCAUCAGCAAGAGUCUAAAGAAAAGAAAGAGAAGAUAAUGUAUUGUAAAGAGAAGAUUUAUGCAGGAGUCGGGGAGUUUUCCUUUGAAGAAAUCCGGGCUGAAGCUUUCCGGAAGAAACUCAAAGAACAAAGGGAAGCUGAGCUAUUGACCAGUGCAGAGAAAAGAGCAGAAAUGAGGAAGCAGAUUGAAGAGAUGGAGAAAAAGCUAAAGGAAAUCCAAACAACUCAGCAAGGAAGAGCUGAAGAUCUGCAAGAAAAGGUGCUUACAAAGGAGACAACCAAACUGCAAACUGCUUCAGAGUCUCAAGAAAUACCAGGAAUGUCACUGUCCUGUGUUCCUCCACCAAACUCUUAUCCUAGGGAAACUUUACUUACAGAAAACAUUUUGCAAGAACAGCCUCACUCUGAAGGUCCCAGUAUACCUUUCUCCAUUUUUGAUGAAUUUCUUCUUUCAGAAAAAAAGAACGAAAGUUCCUCUGCAGGUCAUCCACUGGUUUUAGCCCAGCGAAGACCCCUGGCAAUUCUCAGAACUACAGAAAGCAUCCCCACAAAUGAGGAUGUGUCUCCAGAUAUUUGUGAUGAAUUCACAGGAAUUGAACCUUUGAGUGAAGAUGCCAUUAUCACGGGUUUCAGAAAUGUAACUAUUUGUCCUAACCCAGAAGACACUUGUGAUUUUGCCAGAGCAGCUCGUUUUGUAUCCACUCCUUUUCAUGAGAUAAUGCCCUUGAAGGAUAGCCCUUCUGAUCCUGAGAGACUGUUGCAGGAAGAGGAUCCAGAUGGGAAGAGCUCUGAGGGCCAUCAUACUGCAUGUGCCAAUAUUUACAGUCAAACACUUAGUAUCAAGAAGCUGAGCCCAAUUAUUGAAGAUAGUCGUGAAGCCACACAUUCCUCUGGCUUCUCUGGAUCUUCUGUUGCAAGUACUUCCUCCCUUAAAAGUCUUCAAAUUCCUGAGAAGUUGGAGCUUACUAAUGAAACUACAGAAAAUGUUAUUCAGUCACCCUGGUGUUCACAAUAUCGAACACAGUUAUUAAAAUCCCUGCCAGACCUGAGUGCUUCUAUGGAGUUUUCUAUAGAAGACAGACCAAUGCCUAAAUUGGAAAUAGGGAAGGAAAUUGAAUUAGGUAGUGAAGAUUAUUUCAUUAAACAAGAAUACCUAAUAUGUGAAGAUUACAAGUUAUUCUGGGUGACACCAAGAAACUCUACAGAGUUAACCAUAAUAAAGGUGUCUUCUCAACCUGUGCCAUGGGACUUUUAUAUCAAGCUCAAGUUAAAGGAACGUCUAAAUGAAGAAAUUUUUCAGUUUUGCAACUAUUAUCAAUUCCAAGAUGGCUAUAUUAUUUGGUACCAGUAUGUAAACUGUUCCACCCUUGAGGAUCUUCUCCAGCACAGUGAAUUUAUUACACAUGAAAUAACUGUGUUGAUUAUAUGCAACCUUUUGACAAUAGUAGAGAAGCUCCACAAAGCUGAAAUAGUUCAUGGAGACUUGAGUCCGAAGAGUUUGAUCCUAAGAAACAGAAUCCACGAUCCCUAUGAUUGUAAUGGGAACAGUCAAGCUUUGAAAAUAGUGGACUUUUCCUACAGUGUUGACCUUAGGGCACAGCUAGAUGUUUUUACCCUCAGUGGCUUUCGGACGGUACAGAUCAUGGAAGGACAAAAGAUCCUGGCUAACUGUUCUUCUCCCUACCAGGUAGACCUAUUUGGCAUAGCAGAUUUAGCACAUUUACUAUUGUUCAAGGAACACCUACAGGUCUUCUGGGAUGGGUUCCUCUGGAAACUUAGCCAAAAUACUUCUGAGCUAAAAGAUGGUGAAUUGUGGAAUAAGUUCUUUGUCCGGAUUCUGAAUGCCAGUGAUGAGUCCACAGUGUCUGUUCUGAGGGAACUUGCAGCAGAAAUGAAUGGGGUUUUUGACACCCCAUUCCAAGGUCACCUAAACAAAGCCUUAUGGAAGGUAGGGAAGGUAAUUAGUCCUAUGACUUUGCUCUUUCAGCAAGAUAGGCAGUCAAGUUCCUCACAGGUUCCUGCCCAAAACUGAUGGCUGUAUUGUGCAACACUGGAUCGAACAUAGUGUAAUUUAGGACACUUAUGACACACUACUUGUCUACUUGCUAGUUGAGGCCUAUUUCUAAGUAACACUGUUUUUCAGAGUACUGUGCCCACUGUCAGCCUCAUUUGAUUUAUUCUGAAUGGGUUCUGUGGAAAUGGAUACUUCAUUAUUGUUUACCCUUUUCUUUCUACUUUCCCCUGUAUUUUGCCCUUUUAUAUUCUGUAAUAUGUACUUUUAUGGUCAGCAUGUAUUUUAUAAUAAUAAAAUAGUAUUUGUCAA